Messenger RNA from Chrysochloris asiatica (Cape golden mole), 650 nucleotides. RefSeq names its product thioredoxin 2 (gene TXN2). The transcript is spliced from 4 exons. The coding region runs from base 109 to 609 and encodes 166 amino acids. NCBI's taxonomy places the organism in Eukaryota, Metazoa, Chordata, Mammalia, Afrosoricida, Chrysochloridae. Gene Ontology annotation, molecular function: protein-disulfide reductase activity. The record is from RefSeq and is a predicted model, not a curated record. Gene Ontology annotation, biological process: cell redox homeostasis. Gene Ontology annotation, cellular component: mitochondrion.
CUGUUCCCGGAAGUGACCCUACAGGCCCGCCCCUGAGGAAGUGACGGCAGCAGUGCCCUUGACGGGCGGGGAGGGCCCGGGUGCAUCCCUCCGCUCACGGUGCAAGAGAUGGCUCAGCGACUUCUCCUGAGGAGGUUCCUGGCCCCGGUCAUUGCUAGGAAGCCCCCUCAGGGUCGAUGGGCACCCCUCACAUCUGGGGCCCUCCAGACCUCACAGUGCCAUCCUGGUGGCCUGGCUGCCACACCCUGCCCAGCCCAGACUAUACACACCACCCGUGUCUGUACCACCACCUUUAACAUCCAGGAUGGGCCUGACUUUCAGGACCGAGUUGUCAACAGUGACACCCCUGUGGUUGUGGAUUUCCAUGCACGAUGGUGUGGCCCCUGCAAGAUCCUGGGGCCGAGGUUAGAGAAGAUGGUGGCCAAGCAGCACGGCAAGGUUGUAAUGGCCAAGGUGGACAUCGACGACCACACAGAUCUCGCCAUCGAGUAUGAGGUGUCUGCUGUGCCCACCGUGCUGGCCAUCAAGAAUGGGGACGUGGUGGACAAGUUUGUGGGCCUCAAGGAUGAGGACCAGCUGGAAGCCUUCCUGAAGAAGCUGAUUGGCUGACGAGCAGGGACAUGUUCUGAUAGUCCUUGCCCACCUGGGAC